UUUGCUGUGCUCAGUGCAGGACGCAGGAAGACAGUCGCUCUCCAAGGUGCUGGAAGUCGGAGCGCUUCCUUCUCUGCUGAUGAUGAAUGCGACCUCUGCUGAAAAACUGAAAUUCAGAUAAUGCCUGACUUCAGUCCCGAUUGGUUUGAUUUUUUAUACUCUUUAACUUCUACUCACCCGAAUUUCCAUUUAUUGUCACGCAACCGCUGGAUGUAUACGCACGUAUGUGCAACUAGACUGGCUGCCGCUUUCUGAUGUUCACCUGCGUCGUUUGGAAAUAAAUUGAUUCCGGAUUCUCAAGGAACGAUGUAGAGGAUUUUUUUCUUUUACUGUUUUUUCUCAGUCUCUCUGUCAAAAUACUGCAUGCCUUUGGACGUAAACUGUGAUAUUGUCUCAGAAAAAAAAAGGUGAGUCCGAGGAGGAUAACCAUGAAGCAGACCUACUUCUAUGUGGAUUUCAUUUUUCUCCGCACUGGAAAGGGGGAACCAUAUCAGCAAAAGGCUGAUGUUUAUUAGCUUUUAAAGCCACCAUCACGACCGAGAGGGAGGAUUAUAGUGUCUGCUGGAGUCUGGUGAAUUUACCCGCUGGAUAAAGUGAAGUUCCCAUUGUAGGCUAGACGACUGUAUAUCUUUAAUCUGCUAUAGAACUCGGUGUGUUGGACUCUCUGGAUACGCAAUAAGUGGAUAUCGAGCAGUUUUCAACGCGCCCUUUCGUCGUGUGAAGAUGACUAUGGUGAUGGUAAUUGAAGCGCAGGACGGAUCCGGAGAGGAUACCAGGAGCUUAGGGAUGACAUACACACACUUUCGUUGAAUGUGGGUAUCGAUGCCGCGGCGAAGGAUGGGAAGGAUGGGCCCUCUCCUCCUCUCGGCCGCCUGCGUCCUUCUGCUUGCCCCGAGCGCCGUGCGCCCGGCCUCGGUGGGUAACCCCGAGGAUUACGCCGCGGACGAGGCUGAGCGGACGGCCAGUGAAAACAUCGUGUUCGAUGACUACCGGGGGAAAGGAUGCGUGGACGACAGUGGCUUCGUGUACAAACUCGGGGAGCGCUUCUACCCGGGACACUCGAACUGUCCGUGCGAGUGCACGGAGGACGGGCCCGUGUGCGACCAGCCCGAGUGCCCCAAACUGCACCCCAAGUGCACCAAAGUGGAGCACAAUGGGUGCUGCCCCGAGUGCAAGGAGGUUAAAAACUUUUGCGAGUACAGAGGGAAAACAUACAAAAUCCUGGAGGAAUUCAAGCCGUCACCCUGUGAAUGGUGCCGCUGCGAACCAAAUAAUGAGGUGCACUGCGUGGUGUCCGACUGCGCCGUCCCAGAGUGUGUGAACCCCGUGUACGAGCCGGAGCAAUGCUGCCCCAUCUGUAAAAACGGUCCAAAUUGCUUCGCUGGAACGACGAUCAUCCCAGCUGGGAUUGAAGUGAAGGUGGACGACUGCACCAUAUGCCGCUGCCACAACGGGGACUGGUGGAAGCCGGCGCAGUGCUUGCGGCGGGAAUGCCUCAACGGCCAGUCAUUGUCAUAGAGAGACUCCACCCGGGACGGUGGGAAAGCUCAGGCAAGGCCCUGCCUACUGCACCAUUUUGUAUGAUUGACAGGGCAGGAGCACAAUUCCUAAGUAACCUGAGACAGCAUAGUAUCGAGGAGAUGUUCUCACAAGCGUCACACAAAUACAAAUAUUUGCCACUGGGAAGAAGACAGAACUUGUCUCAUGGCUGUUUCCACCCUCCAGUUUCACCGUCCUAUGUAUUUUCAGAAACUGACUUGGCUUGAUUUGCUGCUCUCACACACAAAAAAAAGUUUCUAAGCUCUUUGAACUCUUUUCCUAAACCAUCUGCAAUGAUGUAUUGCAUAAUGUUGAUUUCUGUAUGUACGUCAUCUGCUUGUUGUACUUGUCUUUCACAAUCAUGCAGGUGUUGUGAAGUUUCAACAGCAGGAAAAAACAAACUGUAAGCACACUUAGUGGCGCUUUUUUUUUUUGUUUGUUUGUUCAUAAGAGGAUUGACAUGGCACUGCAAGUGUGCUUGAGUUUCACAACUUCACUCGAAGAGCUUGUUUACAAGAUGCACAUCACACAUAAAUGUUUGUGUCUUCAUAAGACUUUUUAUUGCUAUGGCAGGAUCUCACCUCUAACACUUAGAUGAUGCUACUGUCGAUUUUAUACACUUCUGUAAAAAAAAAAUACCAAAACACAGAUUUCAUUAUCAAGAGUUUGGAGUCAUGUCUCUGUAUGAUAACAGCGCAGACAGCGUUCUGUAAAGUUAGCUGAAUGCAAGGGAGGGUCGUUGAGUGCAAAUAUUAAGAAGGGUAAAUGUUAAAUUCUGCAACACUGCAGCAAAACAACUCUGAGCAGCCUCUCUCCGACUUAAUAGUCAUUAUUGUUGUUGUCUCUCAGAGGUCCAUAUCCCCCAGAAAUAUUCCCACUAAAUAACUGCUUGAACGUGUUAUCAAGGCAAUUAGUGAGCCAAGAGCAGGCUGCUUUACUUUCCCUUAAUCAAGGAGUAUUCUGAGAUAAAUCAUCCAGCCGGAUGCUUGGCACUGCUGCAGCCUGCAUGCUGGGCACACUCGGAAAGAAUCAGCAGACAAAAAAAAGAGGGAAUCUGCAUCUGCCUUAGCAGCAUUCAUGUGCACAUUGUCCAUGUGAGCAUACACAAGCACACCAUUCAUCCACAGUCUUAUUUCAAAAGUAUGUGGAGCUGCACUCUGUGAAGCACUUGAACCUAUAAGGCUUGUUAAUAUACAAGGCUGUUACAUUAUCCCACUGCUAUAGAUUAUGUAAUAGAUUUACAAUACCUCCCCUCCCUAUACUGUUGGAACAUCUCCACGCUGUGGCUGCUGUGGCUAUAAUAAAGAGACAGGCUAAUGUAUUGCUGUGAUAUUUUGUAAGACCAGAGUCGUCCUCAAGUGGUCCAGCCUGUAAGAAAAAGCACCCAACCCAUGCCCAAAUCAGGAUAUUUUUUUACAUGAUAAAUACUGGUCAUUACUACAAAGGUGAAUUCCAGUAAGCUUGUGCCAUUCAUCACUAGAAUUUUUUCCAUUUCCAGAAAAUCCGUUCCCGUUAACCUUUUAGACCCUAUUCCUGGGCGGUGAUGGAUGGUCUGCUUAAUAGCUGCCACCAGCUCUCUGUAAUGAGACAGAAACGAACACGGGAUAGAGACCAAUGACUAAAGAGGUGUUUUACCUUAAAACCACUAAAUUUGGAAAGAAUCCCAUGGCGCUCCAUAGUCUUAAAGGUGCAGCGCAUGGGUAACGGAUGAGGAUCACAGGAUUGAAAGAGUGUGGGCGGACUUCAAUUUUAGGUGCAACAAUGGAGCUUAGGUCAUUUUCAUCAUUAAGCUACAGUGAUUUAGUGUCUUUCAAUGGGAAAUGACAGACCUCAUCUAUCUGGCUUGAGGUCUGCAGUCUCAUAAAGCAAAACUGACAUCCAUGGUUUAUCAAUCUCAGCCUCAGCGCUCCAGACAUUUUAGGAUUAAUAAAAGGAGCUUCAUUCAUCUCAAUUACUUUAAAUGCCAAAUAAUUAUUCAUCCUAUAUGUGUAUCUGAAAACAUGUUGGACUUACUUUUCUGGGUAGCAACAGAGAGUAACUGAGGUGAGUGUGAGUGUGCCAGUCGACUGGGUUUAGAGGCAUUGCUGCCACCAACGAUGCCUUAUUGCUUCUGUUCCAGGCAAGAUUCACAAAGCGUGGCCUCUGGCCUCAAACAGUAUGAACAGCCAAGACUGCUUCAAGUGCUUAUUUGUUUGCACUCAUGGUGCAAUGGUUUACCGUUAUGUUUUUCACCAAAGCUAACUAUUGAUUUACCCUCUGAUAUUCCAGCAGGGUCAGGUUUCUUUAUUCCUGUGGUGGCCAUUCCUCUGGCAUCACAAUCAGGAUGGAAGGCUCAAACCCUGUUAAUAUCCUGCUGGGCUCCAAGGUUUCUAAAUGUAAUCUUGGUAAUCUACGAAUCCAUUAGCACAUUUACUACCUUAUAGGAGCCUUGUAAAAGACAUUGAUCAGCAUUGUAAAAGGUGUGAUGUCAGAGGAAUAUGUCCACCAGUUGAAUGCUGGUUCUAGGAGUACAAACAGUUCAAUCAAAGCUUAAACAAUGUGAAAUUAAUUUACAGAUUGCCCUUAAAAAUGUGUGUCUGCGCAUGUGUGUGUG
Molecule: messenger RNA, 4132 nt
Organism: Labrus bergylta (ballan wrasse)
Lineage: Eukaryota; Metazoa; Chordata; Actinopteri; Labriformes; Labridae
Gene: vwc2l
Product: von Willebrand factor C domain containing 2 like
Biological process (GO): negative regulation of BMP signaling pathway
Cellular component (GO): AMPA glutamate receptor complex
Molecular function (GO): protein binding
Source: RefSeq, a predicted model, not a curated record